Panicum hallii is the source of this 438-nucleotide messenger RNA. RefSeq lists its product as uncharacterized. The transcript has a single exon. The coding region runs from base 1 to 438 and encodes 145 amino acids. NCBI's taxonomy places the organism in Eukaryota, Viridiplantae, Streptophyta, Magnoliopsida, Poales, Poaceae. The record is from RefSeq and is a predicted model, not a curated record.
AUGAGAGUGUACCCCCUGGGAAACAUUGAGCUGUCGGUCACAUUCGGCGACUGCUGCAACUUCCUCACUGAGACCCUAAUCUUCAAGGUGGUGGAUUUUGAGGGAUCGUACCACACCAUCCUCGGGCGUCCAUGGUACACCAAGUUCAUGGAGGUCCCCAACUACACCUCCCUCAAGCUGAAGACGCCAGAGCUGAACGGCGUCAUCAUGGUGAGAGGCUCCUUCGAGCAGGCAUACGCAUCUGGUCGCAAGCACUUCGAGCUCGCCUCCACCAUCGCCAACUCCGUCGAGCUCCAGAAGCUUCACCAGACGGUGACGGAGGACGCUUCCAACACCAACGGGCCAACUUUGUCCAGCACCUUCCACCCGACUGAAGACACCAAGCCGAUCGGAGUCGACCCCAAUGGCCCUACCAAGACUGUGUGGAUUGGGGCCUAG